UGUGGAUGGCGCCAUCUGGGGUCGACAGCGAAUAAUGACAAUGAGCAAGUUGACGCCUUAAUGUUUAAAUUCUUCCUGCUUUUGUGUUCAUAUUUAUGCAUCCUAUUAUACAAACCUAUCGGAGAUAAAAAAAAAAAUGGAUGAAGCGUAUAGUUCGGAAUCAUGUCGGCAGCAUUUGCAGCACUUGGGGCAGGGAGCACUUCAAGACUUUUGAUGGGGAAAUAUACCAGUUUCCUGGCACUUGUGAAUACAACCUGGUGUCUGACUGCCACAUGAUUUACCAGGAGUUUUCUGUUCACAUGAAAAGGACGCAAGUGGAUGGGAAUCCCACUUUGAGUUACCUGUUGGUCACUGUCAACAGCUUGUCCUUUAACUUAACCAAAGGCCUGGUCACUGUAAACAGCCUGCCUGUCUCACUGCCGUACUACAAUGGCGGAGUACAAGUGGAACAAAGCGCGGUUUACGUGAAGCUUCAGUCGACAGUUGGUCUUGUUGUCAUGUGGAAUGGUGACGAUGCUGUCAUGGUGGAACUGGAUCAUGACUAUGGAAGCCGCACUUGUGGGCUCUGUGGAGAUUUCAAUGGUCUCCCUGUGCAGAAUGAGUUCAUUCACCAUGGUCGACCAGUCGGAUAUAUCGAAUUUGGCAACAAACAAAAAGUUCAUCGUCCAAAUGAUGAUUGUGAGAACCCCAGCGAAGACGACUAUGAACCACUGGAAUCUUUGAUUGAUUCAUGCAACGAGUUUCAAACCCCCUGUAGUCAGAUGCUACGUUCAGAUUCCUGGAGCCUGUGCGCAGAACUGAUCGACCCUGAACCAUACAUCCAGGCCUGCAUGCUUGACAUGUGCGGUUGCUCAAACAGCACCAACUACUUCUGUGUCUGCAGCACCAUUUCUGAGUUCUCCCGCCAGUGUUCACACGCCGGUGGUCAGCCUCCUAACUGGAGAACUUCUCAGUUUUGUGUCAAGGACUGUCCAUUUAACAUGAUUUAUGAAGAGAGUGGUUCCCCUUGUUUGGACACCUGCACACAUCAGGACACAACAUCUGUGUGUGAGGACCAUAGAAUGGAUGGCUGCUUCUGUCCUCCUGAGACAGUAUUUGAUGAUAUCUCCAUGAGAGGCUGCAUUACAUUGUCUGAAUGUCAGUGCAAGCAUGACAGAAUCUACAAUCCUGGAGAGGUCCUCAAAGAGGACAGAGAACUUUGUACAUGUUUUCUGGGCCAAUGGUCCUGUGAAAGUCUUCCUACACCGUCCACCUGUGCAUUAGAGGAGGGUUCUCAUGUCACAACAUUUGAUGGGAAAAGCUACGUUUUCCAUGGAGAUUGUUAUUACACUCUGGCCAAAGUGGACAAUAAGGAUGAGUCAAGUCCAAAGUUUACGAUCCUGGCCCAGCUGCUUCCAUGUUCAUACCAAGAGUUUGAUACCUGUCUGAAGACCCUCAAAAUUCUGCUCAACAACGACAGAAACAAUGUGUUAAUGUUCACCUCCGAUGGGACAGUGAAGCAGAAUAAACAGACACUCAGUUUGCCUUAUCAGUCUGGUGACAUCUACAUUUUUCGGGCUUCCUCCUUUCACAUCAUGUUCCAGACCAGUUUUGGUUUGCAUAUCCAGGUGCAGCAUGUACCUGUCAUGCAGGUAUAUGUGAGCUUGGAACAGAGCUACAUGGGAAAGACCAGAGGAUUGUGUGGGAACAACAACUUGGUCUUGUCCGAUGACAUGACGACACCUCAGGGGAUUGUGGAAGGAACUGCUGUGUCUUUUAUCAAUUCCUGGAAAACCAACCUCAUGUGUCCUGAAACAGUUGAGAGAAUGGAUGACCCCUGUUCCCUUAGCAUGGAAACUGAGUUGUACGCAAGGCACUGGUGUGACUUGUUAAUAAAUCCAGUGAGCCACUUCUCACGUUGUCAUUCAUUGGUGGAUCCUGACACAUACUACAAGCGGUGCACCUAUGCAACUUGCAAUUGUGAUAAAAGUGAGGCCUGCCUAUGUGCCGUUUUGUCUUCCUAUGUUCGGGCUUGUGCAUCAAAAGGAAUGUUUCUUACAAACUGGAGAGACAAUGUGUGUGAAAGAUACACAAGGAACUGCCCAUCGUCCCAGAUCUUCUCCUAUGAAAAUAAGAGAUGCCAGUGGACAUGCAGAUCACUAACCUCCGUACAGCAGACCUGCUCUUUAGAUGUAUUUCCCGUGGAUGGUUGCUCCUGCGCCGAUGGUUUCUUUUUAAAUGAAAGUGGAAUAUGCAUUCCCCGAGAAAAAUGUCCCUGUUACCACAAUGACGUCUACAUCAAACCUGGAAAAUCCAUCACUAUCAAAGAUGCGCGUUGCAUUUGCAGUGGUGGAAUUCUUCAGUGCCGUUCAUGGGCAGCUCGCUCAUUAUCUUUCUGCCCUCCACACAAAGUAUACUUCAACUGUUCAACUGCCUCCGCCGGAGUUCUGGGAGCACAAUGUGCUCCAAGUUGUUUAAAUCUGGAUAGUGAUUGUGACUCAACAGAGUGUGAAUCUGGUUGUCGGUGUCCGAUUGGCCUCUAUGACGAUGGCAAAGGUUUCUGUGUGAAAAGGGAUGAAUGUCCAUGCCAACACAAUGGUGCUAUCUUUGCACCUGGACGACAAAUUCCAAACCAGUGUAACACUUGUAUCUGCAAAAGUGGACAAUGGGACUGCACACAGAACCAGUGCUCGAAGACUUGUGUAGUCUACGGAAGUGGUCAUUACACUACAUUUGAUGAGCGCGCAUAUGGUUUUGAAGGGCUUUGUGGAUAUGUAGCUGUAAAGAACAAAUGUGGUAAUAAAACAGUUGAGAACAACUUCAGAGUUAUUACAGAAAAUGUUGCAUGUGGCUCCACAGGCACCACAUGCUCUAAAACUGUCAGAAUACAGUUGGGGCGAUCAGAAAUCAAGCUGUCCAAGGGAAAACAUGACGAGCUUGACACUGAAGAUGGACCGGAGAUAAGAUACAAUAUACGUACUGUUGGCUUGUAUCUGGUUGUUGACGCUGCUAUUGGUAUAUCAGUUAUUUGGGAUCGCAAAACAACUGUUCGCAUAGUUUUGAUGCCACAGCACAGAGGAGAAGUUUGUGGCCUGUGUGGAAAUUUUGAUGGUGAUGGACAGAAUGAUUUUACAACCAAGGGUCAGCUGGAAGUGAGCAGUGUGUUAGAAUUUGCUAACAGCUGGAAAGUGUCAAGCAGUUGUCCAGACACAGAGGAGAUUACUCAAUCUUGUGCAGCCACACCAAAUCGUGAACAAUGGGCAAAAAUGACUUGCAGCAUCAUUACUGGAAAAACAUUUCAACAGUGCCACAACAAAGUUCCUGCACAACCUUUUUAUGACAACUGUGUAAAAGACUCAUGUGCCUGUGACAAAGGAGGGGAUUGUGAAUGUUUUUGCACUGCAGUGGCAGCCUAUGCUCAAGCUUGUAAUGAGGCGGGUGUAUGUGUAGCAUGGAGGACGCCAGAGAUAUGUCCUGUCUUUUGCGAUUACUACAACGACCCAGGUGAAUGUAAAUGGCACUACCACCCGUGUCACACACCUUGUUUUAAGACAUGCUACAAUCCAGAUGGGAUUUGCACCAAUCCGAUUCCUACCCUGGAAGAGUUUUCCAUGCCGCUGCUCUGUAAUGCAACAAAAAGAAAUAGAGCCAGUGACUCGUCACUAAAAUUCUUAUUGUUUUUAGGAAAAAAAUAAAUCUAUUCUUUAC
This is a messenger RNA of Synchiropus splendidus (mandarinfish), 3687 nucleotides long. RefSeq names its product mucin 2.1 (gene muc2.1). Lineage: Eukaryota; Metazoa; Chordata; Actinopteri; Syngnathiformes; Callionymidae. Gene Ontology annotation, molecular function: protein binding. The transcript has 26 exons. The record is from RefSeq and is a predicted model, not a curated record. The coding region runs from base 141 to 3674 and encodes 1177 amino acids. Gene Ontology annotation, cellular component: extracellular matrix.